UCCCAAAAGAUGCCAGGAGAUAGGGCCGAGAUAUCACUCAGCCCACACUUUUUUUUUAAUGAAUCAGCCUAGCACAGACCAUCCAGCAGUAGUGAUGGCAAUGGGGCGGGGGCGGGUACCUCAAUUCUCAUUCCUUGCCCCACGCUACUUUGGGGCGGGGCGGGUAAAAUUCGCGCGAGUACGAGGCGGGACGGGUCGACCCACUCUUACAUGUUAUUCGAAAAAAAAUACAAAUAAAAUUUACUUUUUACGAUAAAACGAGGGAAAAACACUUUAAGAAUGAAAAAUAGUGAUAAUAGAAUGGGUAAUUGAGUCUAACAAGUUGAAAGAGCGACUCUAACUAGUUGAAGAAAAGUCAAAAUAGGAGAAAUAUGUAUAGAAAUUGUAAGAAUUUGAGAUAAAAUGAGUCUAGAAUGGGGCGGGGCGGGGCGGGGCAGCCUUGAAAGAUGCUUGUGAGCCUUUACCUGCGGCAUGGGUAUAUCUUCCAUUACGAGACCGGAGCUUAAGGGUGCUGGAGUAGGGAUCGAGAUGGAAUGGAACUUGAGAUACAGAAAUGAUGACCACCACAACACUGUAGAUCAUAGAGAACAGAAGGAACGAUGACCACCACCAUGGAAUGAUUGCCAGAAAGAUUGAGAUUCUUUUGGAUCGUGAUUGGAUUGUUAGGUUCAAACAUGUGUUUAGAGAAGGAAAUUGUUCUGCUGAUUUUUUGACUUCUAAGGAUCACGAGACCGUUAAACUGUUAACCGAUCUAACCACAAGCAGUGAACUACUAAGGUAACUGUUAACAUAUUCCUCAUUUAGUGUUUAACCACCCAAACUUUACAGGUUAGUUACCAAUACAAAAAAUAUAUAUUAUUACUGAUCAAUAUAGGUAACUCAUAAGUCACAAAUCAUCCCCUUCGCAUGCAGCUUCCUAGUAGAUGCCAUCUUUCACGUUUCUGCACCAGACAGGGAAAGAAACCCACUCUCCAAGCCAGCUAGCCGUUUCACUCAUCAUAUGUAGCAAGUUUUAAUGGAAGUACGAUUUUGGAGCCUUGCCGGCCGGGAUUCAAAUCGACACCAACUCUUUCUCCCUUACAUUUCACCAAAUCCAUGUAAGCUAGGUCAAUGUCAUCCUUUAAACCAAAGCAAGCAAACAUCCCUCUGCUGCCCCCUUUUCCCCUGCCGCUUACUUAUAGCUGCAGAGCACUUCCCCUGUUUCUCGUCCAUCCCAUCCCCAAACUGCCCUUUUUUCCAUUACAAGUUAACCGAUAUGGAGCUGACGGACUGCGAGUUCGAAGACCACCUGCCGUCGAUGAUGAAGCGGCUGGGCGCGGAAGGGUUCAUGGAGGAGCUGUGCAAAGGGUUCCGCCUGCUGAUGGACGACGAGCAAGGGGUCAUCACCUGCGACAGCUUGAAGCGGAACAGCGUCCUGCUGCUGGGUCUGGACCAGGAGAUGGGGGACGACGAGAUCGUCUCCAUGAUGGUGGAAGGCGAUCUGGACGGCGAUGGCGCCAUCAACCAGAUGGAGUUUUGCAUCCUCAUGUUCCGACUUAGCCCUGAGCUAAUCGACGGGUCAAAGCAGGUGCUCUGUUCUAAUCGCGGCGGCCACUGCUGCUCUGCUUCUCCUGCUAAGUACUACACCUGAUCGUAUUUGUUGUGGGCACUAGGGCUUUGGUGACUGAGGCUGAUUUUUAGGGUGUGGUUGAUGACUGCCAAUAAUUAUGGAUAGCUAACCUAUGUUGGCUGGUUUUGUUGCAUCUUUUGUUGUAAAAUUAUGCCUAAAUUGAAUGUCUAUCAUGUGUUUCUGUUGACAUGGAACCAUCUCUCUUCACCAUCAUGUUAGUGUUUCGGUCCAGAUUAGCGGACAAACUCGAUAACAAUGAUAUUAUGGUUCUAGUUUACAUUUCUUUCAUUUGACCCCUUCGAACGUGGAAGUAAAUUGUGAGACGGGGCCUCAUUUAAUCUCUAACAAUCAAGUCAAUAUAUACCAUAUAAGAGCUAAUGUAUGUAAAUUAGAGAGGAUCGUAGACGAUAGAAUUUAGGAAGAGGACCAUAUGUAUGAAAAAAAUGUAGGUAGAGAGGAUAGUUCUCUUAGCUUGGAAGUUCAAGACUCAUUGUAUAGAGCAACCGCUUGAACCUUGUGAUUUGCGUUUCGCGCUAGGCUUAGAGUCUGGAAGAAUUCCCAGAAUACAGUAAAAAUUAAACAUAAUUCCCGGAAUACAUAAGUUUUAUAAAAUUUUCCCAAACUACCCAAGUUUCAAAGGGUUCGAGUCCCAUAAACUCGAACUAGUACCGGAUCGACUGCCAAAAAAUCAGAUGAAAUUUUGCAUCGAGGGCUUUAAGUUAUGUAUUCUGAAAAUUAUUUUUAAUUAUUACUGUAUUUAGGGAAUUAAUCCCUUAGAGUCUUUGGUGAGACGCUUAACAAUGGCCCUUGCCCCUUUGGCUUGGCACCGUAUAUUGAAUUUGAGCCAUAGAUAAAAGCACUUUGCUAUGGAUUUAGAUCCAUAGAUAGAAGUGGACAUUUGUUAUGGACUCACACACCUGUCAUUUUCCCUUGGUUAUUAUUAACAUCCCAACACUUUAGGUAUCUAAACCGAAUAUUUGAAAAUUGUUCGAAUCAUUCAAUCAAUAAGUGUAGAAAUGUUCACACUUCACACCAAAUGAAAAGUACAGUAAAUGUUGCAAAAUGGUCCAUUUCUUAGUGCAUCGCAUGCACCGAUAUUGUUAACAGCAAAGGACCGAUAUUGUUAUAAACGCGCUGCUACAGAUCGGGAAAUCGCCGGAAUCGAUAAAAGUAAGAAUACGAA
Molecule: messenger RNA, 2792 nt
Organism: Linum trigynum
Lineage: Eukaryota; Viridiplantae; Streptophyta; Magnoliopsida; Malpighiales; Linaceae
Source: the annotation of a GenBank genome assembly